Misgurnus anguillicaudatus (oriental weatherfish) is the source of this 2497-nucleotide messenger RNA. The record is from RefSeq and is a predicted model, not a curated record. Lineage: Eukaryota; Metazoa; Chordata; Actinopteri; Cypriniformes; Cobitidae.
UGUUUGUGUAUCCUCAGUGUAUUUCUCUCUUGCGUGUUUCAUCGAGUUUAAACAGACUCUUGUUUCUGUGUAUUUUAAUGUUGAGAUGUACUGUGCUGUAAAUCCGUAGGAAGUGAUCUGUCCAUGCUGGAUAUAUUGAUGAUUUCAUCACAAAAAACUCAGGUGAAGAAAGAGGUGGCGUUACUGGAGACAAAGCUGAGGUCAAGAGGAGAUUUAGCAAUGAAUCGAGAGGAUGUGGAUUGUUGUGAAUCUUCAGUGUAUGUGACUGAUGAUGGGAGUCUGGAUUCAGUGUGGAUGAGCAGAGAUCAGAGCCGCACACCACAGACACUGCUGGACUCUAAACUCUCUGAAGAGAAAUCCAGACACACACAGAACUCCGAUCUCAGUCUGACUUUACUCUGUUAUACUGAGUCAAAGCUCACAGACACUCAGGACACUACAGUGUGUGACAGUAAACAGAGCUUACAGGAGGAUCAAACCUCCACAGAGUCUCUGGAUUCUGUCUGUAACGCUGGAGAUCAGCAGCAGAUCCUGCAGACCAAACUGAAGAUGUGUUCAGUUAAACUCAUCGACUGCACGAACCUCAUGAUGAAGAUUAAAACUGAAUCCACAGAAAUCAAAACCGAACCCACAGAAAUCAAAACUGAACCCACAGAAAUCAAAACUGAACCCACAGAAAUCAAAACUGAACCCACAGAAGAGAAAGAUCGCACUGAGGAAGAUGAUGUUUUUAUUUCAUCAGAUGUGAAGAGUGAUUCAUGUUUGGAUAUAGAAAUAACGUCCUCAACAUCAAAAGAGCGACUGACAGCACAAACUCUUUCCUGCAUCACCUGUGGAAAGACAUUCAGCUCACAGAGACAUUUAGAGAGACAUGAGAGAAAACACACAGAACAGAAACUCUUCACCAGAUCUGAGAUCAGCUUUACUACCUUACAAGAGAAGAAACUUCAUUCAGAAGACCACAGAGAGAAGAAGAAGUUUCACUGUGAGCAGUGUGGGAGGAUUUGUGCCUCUUCCUCUAAACUAAAUGUUCACAUGAGGACACACAGUGAUGAAAAGCCUUUCAACUGCACUGAAUGUGGAAAAUACUUCAAAACCAAACAAAAUCUUAAAGUUCAUCAGAGACUUCAUACAGGUGAAAAACCUGUCAAGUGCUCUCAGUGUGACAUGACUUUUCCUCACUCAGGUUAUUUAAAAGCCCAUCAGAGUGUUCACACUGGAGAGAAACCUCAUCACUGUAAUGUUUGUGGGAUGAGUUUUAAUCAACAUGAAAGUUUAGUGACACACCUAACAAUUCAUACAGGUGAGAAACCUUACAAAUGCUCUCAGUGUGACAGAACGUUUACUUUUUCAAGUAACUUAAAAGUGCAUCAGAGACUUCAUACUGGAGAGAAACCUUAUCACUGUAGUGUCUGUGGGAAGAGUUUUAGUCAAGGGUCUUCAUUACGAAAUCAUAAGAGAAUUCAUACAGGUGAAAAACCUUACAAAUGCUCUCAGUGUGACAUGACGUUUGCGCAGUCAAGUUCCUUAAAAUACCAUCAGAGACUUCAUACUGGAGAGAAACCUUUUGUCUGCGCUCAAUGUGGAAAGAACUUCAUUAAUUCAUCUCAAUUAAUAGUUCAUCAGAGAGUUCACACUGGAGAAAAACUUCAUCACUGUAGUGUCUGUGGGAAGAGUUUUAGACAAGCGGCUACGUUACUAAAUCACAAGAGACUUCAUACAGGUGAAAAACCUUUUAAUUGCUCUCAGUGUGGCAAGACCUAUGCUCAGUCAGGUUCCCUAAAAGCCCAUCAGAGAGUUCACACUGGAAAGAAACCUUCACACUAUAGCGGUACAUUCACAUUGGGCGAAAGCGUUAACGCUUGAGGGAAUGCAAUCACAGUGCCCGCAACACAUGCUCCGGUUUUCCAUAAAUGUCAUUGGCUGGCUCUCCCUAGGUUAUUUGCAUAAGGCGAUCUGACUGGCUGUCGCACACGUUGCCGCUUAAAGUUGAGAAAUGUCCAACUUCUGCCUCGAGCAACGGCACUGAUGGUUCCACAAUUCAGUUAGGCAAUGCAUGACAUCACCCAUUAAAAGUGAAUGGGAAGCGUUAACGCUUACACCCCGUGUGAAUGUACCGUAAUGUUUGUGGGAAUGUUUUUUUUUUUAGGAAAGUUUGAAAUCAAGCCACUUGUGAGUCCCAUUCACUUCCAUAGUGUUCUUUAUUCCUACUAUGAAAGUGUUGUUUUUUGACUAUUGUUUUAUGAGUGAAAUAAACAGUUAAAAUAACUACCCAUGGAAGUACACUGAAUGUUAGAUUCUGUACACUACUGUAAAUGUUAGGUUAGUAAACCAAGAGACACAGAGACUAAAAGUUUUUUACCUCACCAUGUGUAAGAGGCAUAUUUCAUAGUUUUAUUGUUAAUUCAAUCAUAUAUAUGUGUUUAAAUCUUGUGAUUAAUGAGCAAAAUAAAAGUGUAAUUUGAUAUUUUGGAAAACUUUUAUCUUGAAGCUCCAG